CUCCCAUCAACUCCGGUAAUCCACCAGAAUGAGGAGCACAAGCACAGUCGAUGGGAGAGUGUCAGGUGUCAAUUUACCACAGUGAAGAUAUAGCGGUCUCUUUCCUAUUCCUCUGCCUUUUACCCUCUUUUCACCUGUCCCCACAAAAUUCUGGUUCCUUCUUUCCCAGCUAUUCACGGUGUCAUAUAUCCUAACCUCCAGUAGAGGUUUCACCAAAGCUCUGCUCCUAGGUCUCUUUUUAUAAUUAUCUAAAAAAAAUUAAUCACUCACCUUUUAGUUUAGACUGGUUUAGACUUUUAAUAAAAAGAAAAAGUGACAAUCUACCCAAGUCUUGGGAAAGCACUGUUCGAAGUCUCUGACUGAUGUAUGAUCUUUAAAGUGCAGCUGUACUAGAGAUGUUUAUGUAAUUGGAGAUUUAUUUUAUGCUGUGUACCAUUCUGACUUGUUUUGUAUUAUACUCAUUUCAAUCUCUUCAUUACUGAUGCCAAUACUGCAAAAUAGCAUGAAAAUCUGUUUGUUAAGAAGUUAUUAGAAACAUCCAAAGAUUAUAAGUAAAGAUGUAUGCAAUCUCCAAAGUUUUCAUCCAGAUCUGAACUGCCUCCAAAGUUCCACCCCGGCAAGCUGAUUAUAUACAAAAAGGCAGUAGGGGGGUAUGUAUUCAGCUGAAGUCCAUAUAGAAUUUAACAAAAUUCCUCCUGUAGAAUUUUUAAGCUAAUUUUUAUGCUGUUGGAGUUAAAACUCCCACUGAUUCCAACGGAAGCAAAAUCCAUCCAUUGCUGAGUACUUUUGAAAAUCCCAUCCUACAUCACACAUUGACAUAAGCACUGUGGACAGCUCCAGCUCUAGGCUUUUUCUCCACCAGGUAGAUCUUAAAAAAUACAAAUAUAUAUAGCUAACCACAACCCGUCCCCUCCCCCAGCUACCUGCAUUAUAAGCAGUACCUGAAACAUUCCUUAAUUUCUCUUUCCCCACCACCCAUAGGGCUCAAUCCUGCUACCAUUGAACUCUUUGAAGAUGAGAUCUUUUCCAGUAGUGCAGGAUGAGGCACUUAACGUUCAACUUUCAUUCAGAGCAUUUCUUUCCAGGACCCGGAGUAGUGGUGGGUCCAGAUCUCUUCACUCUUCCCCCUCCCCCGCCCAUUCACCACUGGAGAAGUGGCUGUACUAUAGAACUGGGAGAUUCCUAGCCCCCCCAGAAGGGGGAAAACACGGAUGGUGACACAGCUGGAGGGCCGAGUCAUGAAAAGGAAGCUGCAGUUCAUGGGUGGACAUGGGUCUGCAAGUGGAGAAGGUGGUGAGAGAAGUACUACCAGAUGAGGGCGCACCAGCUGAGAGAGCUAAUUCCCAACACUGCCAGCAUGAUGUGCUGUUCUGCCCCCCCAGUGUCAGUGAUGGGGCUUGCUCUGCUGACAGCUUUCAUGUACAUCUGAGAAAAUAAGGAUACAGAAAGAAGAGGCGAAAUGAACCAUUUCCAGCAGUGGGUCAUAUUCCUGCUCUCCUUGUUUCUGGAGUGUACAGAGGCCAAAAAGCACUGCUGGUAUUUUGAAGGGUUGUAUCCUACAUAUUAUAUGGUUUUUGCCAUCCAUGUACCAGGUGAAAUUAUCAGAAAGACAAAUGGUUACUUGCAUCCUGGAUAUGGUUAUAUAAUAACAUGGGGAGCAAGGAUAUGUCGCUCCUAUGAAGAUUGCUGUGGGUCAAGAUGCUGCGUAAGAGCCCUCUCUAUCCAGCGACUCUGGUAUUUUUGGUUUCUUCUCAUGAUGGGCGUUCUGUUCUGCUGCGGAGCUGGUUUCUUCAUCCGAAGGCGGAUGUACCCUCCUCCGCUCGUAGAAGAACCUACUUUUAAUGUAUCCUACACCAGACAACCAGCCAACACUGCAGCAGGAUCACAGCAACCAGGGAUGCCAUACUACACAGAUCCGGGAGGACCUGUGAUGAACCCCAUGGCUAUGGCUUUCCAUGUCCAGCCCAACUCCCCACAAGGAAAUCCAGCGUACCCACCUCCGCCCUCUUACUGCAACGCACCACCACCUCCAUAUGAGCAGGUGGUGAAAUCCUCCACAUAACAACUCUGCAGCUCUGUUACUUGACUCUGUGAGAAGCAGGUGCCAUUGCAAAGUGACUGGGGUAGAGGGCCUCUGUCUUUCUCAACACUUGCUAGUUCUCUAACUCUCCCUACACACACUCCCCAUUAACAUUACUUGCAAGGGAUGAUUUUUUUUUUGUAGUAGGGGGUAAAUUUUCAUUUUGAUGUAUUCAAAACUAAAGCAAGGUCUUUUAAAUGCUUUUAAUGGAAACCUAUAUUUAAAUCCAGUAUGUUUUCCCUUUAUUUAUUGUUUCAAAGGUGUAUAUUAACGCAUUGUGGCAAAAUACGGUAGCAGCUUUAUGCAACCACAAAGUGAUGCACACUCUCCUAAAACCCAGUAGACAAAUGUGGUGUUUUACUAGAGUAGAAAGGAGAGAAGGCGUGAGUUGGAGGAAAGAGUCAGGGCAAGAUAUUUAUGAGAAGUGUGACCACCAACCUCAUGGCCUGUGGUUUUCUAGGAAAGCUCUGUUCUGAGACAAAGAAGGGGGACAGGAUGUUAUGGAAUCCAUCGAGCGAGGAAGUCGAGUCAUGGCAGUGGGUUCUGUUUGGAACGAGUCCCACUUGAGAACUUCACUUCUAUAAAAGGUGUGGGUCCAAGAAAUUGUGAAUGAGCAGGUCUGCAAGGUCUUCACCUGCACCUGGACUCUGAACUUGCCACUUUAAGCCUGGCUCCUCUUCUUCUUCUGACACUUUCUGGAGGGCUUUUUUUGUUGUUGUUGUUGUUGCUGCCAAGGAUAAGAUUGUAAAAUAUAGUUGAUGACCUGUGUGUGGCAGGGAAAAUGUUAUCAGCUAACAGCUACACAUCUACACUUGUAGAGAAACUACUUCGAAAUAUUUCAAUACACAGAAGAAUUUUCUGCCCUAAAAUUAAAAUGGAAAAAAUGGGAACUUAGGCCCAGAUCCUCAAGGUAUUUGGGCACUGAACUUCCAUCUGGGCCUUGGGUCCCAAUCUUGCUCCCUUUGAAGUCACUGGGAGUUUUGUCAUUGACUUCACUGGGUGAUGAUUGGGUCCUUGUUCCAUACAACGUGCUAGCUCACUGGGUUUGGUUAUGGUCUUAUAGUCACAGAGAGAGCACAAAGGGUUUUGUCUUCUCCAAGCAAGAGAUUUGAAAAUCUUCUCUUAAUGAUGCUCUAAGUGCAAUAACUUACUGGGAUAUAUGUUUAAGGGUUGCUUCUGAGCCUAAUGCAUGGACACUUUGGCCAUGCAAUGCCACUUGCAGACGAGUCUCUGUGCAUCAUGCUGAAAAUGUUCCCAGUUGUAUUUGCCUCAUACUCCUGGGAGGUUCUUUGAGUGGCAGUGGCUACUACCCAACAUCUUCAAACAAACAAAACCUUUUCUCCUGAUGUGUUAAUGAAUGGUUGUUUUUGCAGACAUUUUCCCACUUAUUUUGAUUGUUUCCAAUUAAAGUGUGGUGUUUUUUAUUGCUGUUUGAACUGAAGAAUCACCUCAACUAUGAGCUCCUGGCACAAAACCUAUAGAAAUGUUUAUUAACUUCCAAUUAGUUACACCGGUGCCAUCCCACUGGAUGCCUGAGGGUGCCCAUGUGUAACUGAAUGCAUACUCCCAAGACAUCUGCAUUGCGGAGAUGUGGUUGAGGGCCUUAUUUAGCCUGCAGAGCCUUUAUCACUGGUGAUGAUUUGUGAGAAUUUGGUUCUCAGAGCCCAGGCUGAGUUUGCAGGGCUAACAAUCAGAGACCAACGUCUUUUUGCUUUUAUACUGCGCACCUUCAGUACAGACCAUACCGAGCACCAAUAAACCCGGGAACGCCCUGUCCUCUUUUUAGUCCCUUUUCCGAGUGGAACUACCCUUCAAAGGAUCAAAUCCAGUAAUCAUAACUCAGGUGCAAUUACUAUUGAAAAUCGCCACUUGUGUGACGUCUAGGAGAAAACUCUUUCUGCGCCCACUCCAGUACAACCCUGACACACUCUGGGAGGAACUGGCCUGAUAUAAAUACACUGAAAUUGCAUUCAUUUGAAUUGUGUUACAUUCACCAAAACCCAGCCUGGGACUUCAGCUAGAAUCCUUAGGGUCACAGAAACACAUUUCAUAGACUCCAGUGGAUCAUUUGCAAGCAGCCUUAAGGGGCCAAAUCCCAGUUCCACUGGAGUCAAUGGGAGAUUUGCCAUUGAUUUCAACUGGAUCAAGAUUUGGCCCAAACGCAAGGAUUAAACUUGUUUAGCAAAUAAAAUAUAAGCAGAGGAUUCGUGCCAGGAGCAGUGGUAGCAUUUCUGUAAGCCUUUGCACUGGAUUUCAUCUCGGCAUGUAACUAAUAGUCUUGCUUUCAAGAAGAAAUAAAUGAAGGGAUAAAGAUGACAUCAGUUUAAAAAUACUAACCUGUAAGGCUGGGCUGUUUUUGCAUUUUCUAAAUACAGUCUUUAAAAGGGCUUGUCUACACGAACAUUUAGUUUGCGGCAAACUGAGGCGUGAAUCUAUCCUGUGUUAGCCUGCUGCGUCAAAACUGUCCACGUGGACCCUGCUGAUGUGCAAUAACAGUUCCUUAGUACGCUUUGAUCUACCUGGCUUUGGAAUAGGAGUAGGUCAAAGGGCAUUAAGGAGUUGUUAGUGUGCAUCAGUGUGGGGUAGAUUCCCACUCCCCUCCCCCAUUUGCUGUGAAUUAAAUGAUCAAAUAAGUAAAUCCAAAGAGUAUGUUUCUAAGCCUACGUACACUGUUACAAACCAAGAGGAACUCCAGUAAAGUCCACUCAGUUCCACUGGUAUGAGAUUAGAAUCAGGCCCUGUUUUUCUACUUGCACUUAUAGUAAAGUUCAUAGGAAGUUAAAUCAGAUUGUAUCCGACCAUAUUGUGUUUUAGAAGUGUUGAAUGUGACAUUCAUAUCUAUUUAUCUUUUUAGGGUAAAAAGAGACACUCAUAUUUACGGAGACUGUUAGAUUUCACAAUACAUGGCAAAGCGCAUUCCUUUCUGUAGUGCUGGGUUUAGUGCUAUAUUCCAACAUGAAGUUUGACCUGAUCUCUUGCUUAUCCCUACAGCCUACUUUGCCGAUUAAAAACCAAUCAAAUUCUAA
Gopherus flavomarginatus (Mexican gopher tortoise) is the source of this 5106-nucleotide messenger RNA. It is a transcript of the gene VOPP1, whose product is annotated as VOPP1 WW domain binding protein. The record is from RefSeq and is a predicted model, not a curated record. Gene Ontology annotation, cellular component: cytoplasmic vesicle membrane. NCBI's taxonomy places the organism in Eukaryota, Metazoa, Chordata, Testudines, Testudinidae. The transcript has 8 exons. Bases 1460 to 2062 code for a protein of 200 amino acids.